AUGUCAGGACCUCAGUGCUGUGCAAACCCACCAACCCUGAACCCCAGCAGUGGAGCUGGCCACGUUGAGAAAGUGGGUGGUCUUGACUCUUAUGUCACUUGCUCUCCUGACUCUAAACUUGCAAUUCUUCUUGUCUCUGAUGUUUACGGAUAUGAAGCGCCUAACUUAAGGAAGCUUGCAGACAAGAUUGCUGCUGCUGGAUUCUAUGUGGUAGUUCCCGACUUCUUUUAUGGAGAACCUUAUGCACCUGAAAAUGCUGAGAGACCCAUUCAAGUUUGGUUAAAGGAUCAUGGUGUGGUUAAAGGUUUUGAAGAUGCAAAACGAGUAAUUGAAGCUUUGAAUGGUAAAGGUGUCUCUGCAAUUGGGGCUGUGGGCUUUUGUUGGGGCGCCAAGGUGGUCGUUGAAUUAGGAAAAACUUCCGCUUUCAUCAAAGCUGCUGUUCUGUGUCAUCCCUCCUUUGUCACUUUAGAUGACAUAAAGGAGAUUAAGGUUCCUAUUUCAGUACUAGGAGCUGAGGUAGACCAUCUCUCACCACCAGCACUCUUGAAACAGUUUGAAGAGGUUUUAGCUGCCAAACCUGAGGUUGAUAGCUUUGUGAAGAUAUUUCCAAAAGUUGCUCAUGGAUGGACAGUGAGGUACAAUAUUGAAGAUGGAGCUGCCGUGAAGAGUGCAGAGGAGGCCCAUGGAAACUUGAUGGAGUGGCUUGCUAAAUAUGUCAAAUGA
Messenger RNA from Dovyalis caffra, 723 nucleotides. Lineage: Eukaryota; Viridiplantae; Streptophyta; Magnoliopsida; Malpighiales; Salicaceae. The record is from the annotation of a GenBank genome assembly.